Molecule: messenger RNA, 2796 nt
Organism: Penaeus indicus
Lineage: Eukaryota; Metazoa; Arthropoda; Malacostraca; Decapoda; Penaeidae
Exons: 4
Coding region: 10-711 (233 amino acids)
Source: RefSeq, a predicted model, not a curated record
GUCAGCAAAAUGGGAGGAAAUGAAAGGACGAAUUCCGAAUAUGACAAACAAUUUUCUGAUGAGGAAUAUAUCGCUGAGGCGCCAUCACUCAAGGAAAAGCUCAUUGCUUUGUACGAAAAAGGUGACGCUUCCCAUGUGCUUCGCCUUAUGGCGGCUUCUACAUAUACGCCCGAGGACAGAAUGAUGACCUCCUGGGAUCCCUUGCUGCUGUGGGUGAGGCCGAGGCGCUGCUGCAUCGAGGCGAUCGCGGACCACGUGAGGGAGGGCCGCUGCCGUGGCCUGGUUUCCGUCGGCUGCGGGACCGGCCUGCUGGAGUGGCUAGUUUGCGCUCUCACAGGUAUAUCAGUCUCAGGCUAUGAAAUCAACGCCGACUGGUGGGCGUCGCCGUACUCGCCGCCAAGAUUCAUCCCCCUCGUCUUCGUCGAACCAGACGCUCCCCCGCCCGCCGUCCCUCCGUCGCACGCCCUCAUGUGCUGCUACUUCAACAAUGGGGACGCCUUUAGGAAAUACGUUGACUCCUAUGACGGUCCUGUAAUGAUCAUCAUUGGAUCCAUUGAUAAGAACAGGCACACGGACCCUCGUCCACUUGAUUAUGCCCACGUUCACCCAUGGAGCCUGACGCACACCCACCCAAUCACUGACACCGACCUGAUUGGCUUCUACGUUCGAGACCAACUCAAACAAGAGGCCGUAAUGAGACUGCAGAUGUAACCGUACAAGCUAUUCGGGUUUUUGAAAGAGAUACCGUACUGAGAUGAUUUGUAACAAUUCCACUCCAUCAAAUAUAUUGCAAUGGGUAUUCUGUAUGUGCAAAUGGUCUUGAAACAUAAAGUACAGUGUGCAUUUUCAAUUUCACGUUUGCUUUGCGUCCAUAAAACAAGCCGUUAUUGUGCAAUAAUAUUAUCAAAUAAUGGUCACAUCCAUGAAGAACAUUUUGUACUGGGCUGCUUUCCAGACCCACCGGUAUUCUGAAUCUGGCUGUCAAUAAUCUGAUUUUCAAUGGUCUAUUUAACCUGAAAAUCUGUUUAUGGAAGCAAGUGCAUCUGCAUAUUUUCACAUACAUUAAUAAUGUAUCUCGGUGUAAGGUUAACACGGACAUAAUUCAAAUUAACAACAUUUAUUGUAUAACAUAAUUGUACUUGUAAAUAGGUUUGUAGUACUAUUCUGGUGAACAAAGCUGGAAAAAAAUAAUUAAAUGAGCAAAUAAAUUAUAAAAUAUAAAAAUUGCCCGAACCAUCUAACACACUCUAUGGUAUUUGUCUGCAGCUGUAUGAUACGUAAAGGUAAAGUAAUAGUAAAGGAGUGUCAUUUUGAGUAGGGGAGGAGAUGCUACCCCCAUCAAGCUUUCCAAUGAUUGUUAUUGUCCUUUGAGUACGGGAUACCGAUGUUGGGAUAUUUUACUUGUGUUAAAAAGUGUCGUCUUAUGUAGUUUGGUGUUUCUCUACGAUGCUUGAGGGUAUUAUAAAUACUGAUAAAAGCUAAAGUAGGUUCAUUGGAAAUCAGCUCUGACAAAAACAAAAUGGAACUCUUCAGUGUCGCUACCAGACGUGUGACUACAGAAACAAAAUAAAAUAUUGUACUCUAUAAAUCGUAUAGAGAAUCUCACUCUUUCACAUAGGUGAUACGCUACACAGCAAUAUACACUAAACAUAAUAUUCUAUAUUUCACAUGGCGUAACAAAUUACACAAAAGGCAGUGUGGAUAAUACAGUCACAUAAUUAUCACAAUAUACAUAAGAUAAUACUGGCAUCACAUCUCGUAUGUAAUCGCAUCACAACAUGACACUCACAACUCACUUCAUUGUCACAAUCCACAAAAAGUAGCUAAAAAAAAUUUGCAAGAUGUUGUAUGAUUGCUUUACUUACUGAAAUAAUAAGGGGACGGCACUUUGCUUGGAAAUUACUGCUUACCAGUUAAUUACCAAUAAUUGACAUAAAAUACCCCUGGCUGAACAAUGCCAUAUCGAUAGGACGGAUUAAACUGGUAUAUUUUUAAUACAGCACCGUCUUAGUCUAAGUGUUGAUUUUAAAUGAUGGAACACUGCUUGUACAGUGACAGAUGCAAUGAACCAGGACCCAUUGUGAUUGAUCAAGGGUCUGAGGUGAGAUUCCUCGCAGAUUCGGCUUGCUUUGCUAUACUUUGUCUGUGAAAUCCCCCUUGUUUGAGGGUGGGCGGCGAACGGCCUGAAGGAACUAUUCAGAGAGAAAGAAACUCACCGAGAAUUGCAACAAUUAAUCAAUUAACAAAAAAACACCAACAAUGCAUCAUUUGGAAGUUAAUAGCAGAAGAAAUUCUAGAGAAUAUGUUUAUAAACACCAUACAAAGGGAAAUAUGUAAAUACUACAAGGGAAGAAGCAAGGGGAGCAAUAUAUAAUUCCAUAGGAGUAUAUCAUCCAAUUUGAACAUAAUUUGACAAUGAUACUACACAUAUGAAAAGGUGGGGCAGUGCGACUGUCCACGCGAGCAGCAGUGCUUAUAGGCUUCAUAGGUAAGCUGUGAACAAAAUGUAAUGGAUCCAACAUUACUUAUUCCAAAAUGUAUUAUAUCUCAUUUGGGAAUCCAAAUCAAAUAUGAAGUAUACAGGUAUUGAGCACAAAGUGAUACACAUAUCGGUAUAUCUUACAAAUACAUUUAUAAUAAAUAUGUUAUACAACCGACGUGCAAAAGUAUUCUUACAAAAGAGGGUGUAUACAAUAUACUAAUAUACUGGGUAUAGGACACGUGGCAGUUCGUCAGCCAUGUGGUGGGCGCCAUGCUGCCCAGCAAAGCGUCCCCACGCCACCACGAAGCGUCCCC